Molecule: messenger RNA, 1138 nt
Organism: Ochotona princeps (American pika)
Lineage: Eukaryota; Metazoa; Chordata; Mammalia; Lagomorpha; Ochotonidae
Gene: PSMA8
Product: proteasome 20S subunit alpha 8
Exons: 7
Coding region: 33-785 (250 amino acids)
Biological process (GO): ubiquitin-dependent protein catabolic process
Cellular component (GO): proteasome core complex; proteasome core complex, alpha-subunit complex; nucleus
Source: RefSeq, a predicted model, not a curated record
GUGUCUGGUGGGUCGGCGUCCUUGUCCUGGAGAUGGCUUCUCGGUACGACAGGGCCAUCACGGUCUUCUCCCCCGACGGACACCUUUUCCAAGUGGAAUAUGCUCAGGAAGCGGUGAAGAAAGGCUCCACAGCGGUUGGAAUUCGAGGUACCAAUAUAGUAGUUCUUGGAGUAGAAAAGAAAUCUGUUGCCAAGCUUCAAGAUGAAAGAACUGUAAGGAAAAUUUGUGCCCUUGAUGACCACGUCUGCAUGGCAUUUGCAGGACUGACUGCUGAUGCUAGAAUAGUGAUAAACAGAGCUCGCGUGGAGUGCCAGAGCCAUAAGCUCACAGUUGAGGACCCAGUCACUGUGGAAUACAUAACUCGCUUCAUAGCAACUUUAAAACAAAAAUAUACCCAGAGUAAUGGACGAAGACCUUUUGGUAUUUCUGCCUUAAUUGUAGGUUUUGAUGAUGAUGGCAUCCCAAGAUUAUAUCAGACAGAUCCUUCUGGUACUUACCAUGCUUGGAAGGCAAAUGCAAUAGGCCGAAGUGCUAAAACUGUUCGAGAAUUUCUAGAAAAAAAUUACACAGAAGAUGCUAUAGCAAAUGACAAUGAAGCUAUUAAAUUGGCAAUAAGAGCUUUGCUGGAAGUUGUCCAGUCUGGUGGGAAAAAUAUUGAACUUGCCAUAAUAAGAAGGAACCAACCUUUGAAGAUGUUCAGUGCCAAAGAAAUUGAAUUACAAGUCACUGAAAUAGAGAAGGAAAAGGAAGAAGCAGAGAAGAAAAAAUCAAAGAAGUCUACCUAAUUCUGAGGAUGACCACUGGGAGCUUUCCUGUUAUGUUGGAUUUUUGGAAUUACUUAGUGAAGUUUUAGAGAAAAUAAGUUAUGUUGUAGCAUUGCAUUUCAUACUUACCUGCUGAAUUGAGAAUGCCAGGCUCAUAGCUGCCUAUAGUCUAUUACAUAGACAAACAGAUUACUGUGAGCAUUUGCUUUGAAAGGUCAUUCCAGUAAUUGUUGAAAGUAGCCAUAAUUCCAGAUAAACCUGGGAUCAUCAACCUUCCAAUUUGUUAUUGUUCUUCAUACUUGAAAACUUAAUUUUAAAACAUUUAAUUUGAAAAAAACUUCAUGGUGUAGCUUGAGUACUGACUGUCAGUUUGA